AGAGAUACUACAAAUAAAAAGAACAAAAAUUGAUCACAAUGAGGGGGGAAAUGUCAGUAGAAGAUGAGUUUUCCAAGAUGCAUCCUUGCUAUGAUCCCAUUCGUACGAGGAUCGCGAUUGUGGGAGCAGGUCCCAGUGGUUUAUCUGCUGCCUAUGCACUCUCUAAGCUUGGUUACUCAGAUAUUACUGUGCUGGAGAAACAUCACUCUGUCGGAGGCAUGUGUGAAUCAGUUGAACUUGAAGGAAGAAUCUAUGAUUUGGGAGGUCAAGUUCUUGCGGAAAAUAGUGCUCCUACUAUAUUUCACUUGGCCAAAGAGAUUGGGGCUAAAACUGAAAAACUAGACAAACAUAAAUUUGCAACUAUUGACAGCUCUUCCGGAGAGUAUAAUGACUCGAAAGUGGUAGAUGAUUAUGUUUCUGUGAUCUCGCUCACCUUAAAGAUUCAGGAUCAGGUAAAAGAUUCGGAUAAAAUUGGGGUCCAUGCUGUUAGCGAAAUUGCUUCAGAUUCAGCUCCUCGUUUCUUAGAGACUCAUGGGUUCAAAGCGAUACCAAAAUCAGUGGCAUAUGGAUAUACUGCAUCUGGAUAUGGAUAUGUACAAGAUAUGCCAUAUGCUUAUGUUCAUGAAUUCACAAGGACUUCCAUGGCUGGAAAAAUUCGUCGAUUUGAAGGAGGCUACACAAGUGUUUGGAGGAGAUUAAGUGAAUCAUUACCUAUAAAUGUCCGAUGUGAUACUGAAGUAUUAGAAGUCAAACGUGAUUCAGGUAGCGUUGCUGUCAGUGUAAGGGGUAACACAGGGGAGGAAGAAGUAUUGGAAUUUGAUAAAAUCAUUAUUUCUGGUAGCUUUCCUUUCAGAAGCGCGAAAACAUACAGGGCAUCUUCAUCUAUUACUACAGAAAAUGGAAAGGAGGUCAUGGUUAUGAGUGAGCUUGAGAGGGAAUUGUUCGGAAAAGUAUAUAUAAUUGAUUACUACACAACUGCCUUGAAGAUAAAGGGGUUUGAGCACAUUCCAAUGGGCUUUUAUUACUUUGCGGAGUUCAUGGAUGAUCCCACAUCAAUUGGAAAUCCUGUUGCAAUGCAGAAAUUUUAUGCAGACACAGACAUAUUCUUGUUCUGGUCAUAUGGAAACUCAACAAAUAUUAAGGGGGAAGAAAUAAUAGAAUUUGCAAGAAAUGCAGUAGCACGUAUGGGAGGUGAAGUUGUAAAGACUAUUUUGCAACGUCGAUUCAGAUAUUUUCCUCAUAUUAAAUCUCAAGAUAUGAAGGAUGGGUUUUACAACAGAAUGGAAUCAGAAUUGCAAGGUCAGCUUAAUACUUACUAUGUGGGGGGACUCAUGGCAUUUGAGCUGACAGAAAGGAAUUCAACUUAUGCAAUGGCUCUCGUCCGCAAGCACUUUGCAAAUAACAACCUUCAGCCAAAAUUUCCAUAUGUGAAGAGGCUAUUCACAUUGCAAUCACAUAGACGGUCAGGCAUCACUAAGAAAUUAGAUGAAUCCCCUGGUUUGGAGUUUCCAGACCUUUUCUCCCUUGAUGAUUUUCUGCGUCAUUGGGGUACUCAUAGUGUCACCGGGAACAAGAUCCUUUACAACUGGAUCAAUGAAAAGGGAGAAAUAACAUCUAAAAGGACUUACAGAGAACUUCAUGAAAAUGCUUAUAUUAUUGCUCAUAAGCUCUUGACAAGCCAUAAACCAGCCAUCAAACCUGGAGACAGAGUUCUUUUGGUCUACAUGCCUGGCCUGGAGUUCAUUGAUGCCUUCUUUGGUUGCCUAAGAGCUAGAGUAAUACCAGUUCCAGUUAUUCCUCCAGACCCAUCUCAGAAAGCCGGACAAACUCUUCUCCAUAUUCAGAACAUUGCAAACAAAUGCAAUGCAGUGGCAAUUCUAUCAACCAAGCGCUACCACAUAUCCGUUAGAGCAUUUGCUGCAAAGAACAUUAUUUUUUUGGCAGGGAAAAGUAAAUCCUCCCCUCAAUGGCCUGACUUGCCAUGGUUGCAUACUGACUCAUUCAUAAAUAAAAGUAAUGAUGGAACAUACUUCCAAGCCAUGGCUCAAGUAUCCAAACCGCUGCCAGAGGAUUUAUGCUUUCUCCAGUUCACAUCAGGUUCAACUGGUGAUGCUAAAGGAGUUAUGAUCACACACGGUGGGCUCAUCCAUAAUGUGAAAUUAAUGCGUAAGAAAUACAAGAGCACAUCAAAGACAGUCCUGGUAAGCUGGCUGCCCCAGUACCAUGAUAUGGGAUUGAUUGGAGGGCUUUUCACAAGUCUAGUAAGUGGUGGAUCUGCAAUCUUAUUUUCUCCGGUAACAUUCAUCAAAAAUCCACUUUUGUGGCUACAAACAAUGAGCAAAUAUCAGGCCACACACAGUGCUGGCCCAAACUUCGCUUUUGAGCUAAUUAUAAGAAGAUUGGACCACAAAAGUAAGAAGGAACAGAAUAAGGAACUGAAUUUGGACCUCUCCUCAAUGGUGUUUUUGAUGGUUGCUGCAGAACCCGUGAGACAGGGCACUAUAAAAAGAUUUAUUGAGUUAACUCAGCCUUUUGGGCUCUCCCAAGAAGUGAUUGCUCCUGGUUAUGGCCUUGCGGAGAAUUGUGUGUAUGUGAGUAGUGCUUUUGGCGAGAAAAAUUCUAUUAUGGUGGAUUGGCAAGGAAGGGUUUGCUGUGGGUAUGUUGAUCCAAAUGAUCCUGAUGUUGAAUUUAGAAUCGUUGAUCCAGAGACAGGGAAGGAGCACGAAGAAUCUGAAAAAGAAGGAGAGAUCUGGAUUAGUAGUCCAAGUGCCGGGAUUGGAUAUUGGGGAAUGGAAGAUUUGAGUCAGAAAACAUUCAGAAACAAGCUAAAAGGCCAGACAGGAAAAGUAUAUACUCGAACUGGAGACUUGGGUAGAAUUAUUAGGGGGAAGUUAUUUAUCACAGGGAGGAUUAAAGAUCUUAUCAUUGUUGCUGGAAGAAAUAUAUAUUCAUCAGAUAUUGAGAAAACAGUUGAGGCCUCAUCUGAAGUUUUGCGCCCAGGCUGCUGUGCAGUGAUUGGAGUUCCUGAGGAGAUCUUGUUGUCAAAACAAAUCCAUGUUCCUGGAAUAUCUGAUCAAGUUGGAUUGGUUGUGAUUGCUGAGGUCAGAGAUGAUAGACCUUUUACUGAAAAUGUUAUCGAACAUAUUCAGAAUCGUGUUGCAGAGGAACAUGGCAUUACUAUUGCUAAAGUUGUGCUCAUAAAAUCAAGAAGUAUUGCUAAGACAACAUCAGGAAAAAUCAAGAGAUUCCAGUGUCUCAAACAGUUCACUGAUGGCACCUUGAACACAAUCCAACAGCCACGGGUUGAGGAAAAGAGAAAAUCAACAAACGUUGCUAUCAUGAAGAACUGUCUUUCUGAAAGUAAAUAUAUUCAAAAGAAAGACAUUAUUGAUUUCUUACGGGGGCUGUUAUCUGAACAGACAGGGAUUCCUACAGCGAACAUUACUAUCACAGAGAGCCUCAUGUCCUAUGGAGUAGAUUCUAUUGGCGUGGUUCGAGCAGCCCAGAAGCUCUCCACUUAUCUUGGGCAACCAGUAGGGGCAAUUGACAUAUUCACAGCAACCUGCAUUGAAGAUUUGGCAGAUUUUGCUGAAGGCCUUUUGCAGAAAUCUCGACCGCAAUCUAUUACGGAUCCAUCUCCCAUGCAUCAAGUCAAGACUCCUUCUGUCAAGCAAGAGAAAGUCCUUUCAUCUCAUAAGUUGGCUAUUUGGUUCUACCAGGUUCUCGCUCUCAUCUACAUCUCCUUCUUACUGAUCAUUCCUUCAUAUUUUUCUGUAUCGGCCUUUACAACACUAGUCUCUGGAAGUUACUCUCCGGGAGGAUCAUCCUGGGUGGGUUACCUGGUCUCCUUAAUUUGUGCACCUCUGGUUUGGUUACUUUGCAUUUUCUCCACAUGCAUCAGUAUAUCAUUCUUUGGGAAUUCCUUUCUACAACCAAACUAUGCACUAAGCCCUGAAAUAUCCAUCUGGUCGGUCGAUUUUAUAAAAUGGUGGGCACUGUGCAAGGUCCAACAAGCUGCAUCAAAUGUUUUUGCAGUACACCUUAGAGGAACAAUUUUUGCUAAGUAUUGGUUCCAGAUGCUUGGAGCUAAGAUUGGUUCAUCUGUCUUGAUCGAUACUGUCGACAUAACAGACCCUUACCUGGUUUCGAUAGGAGAUGAAGCUGUAAUUGCAGAAGGAGCAUUAAUUCAGGGCCAUGAAGUGAGAAAUGGUAUCUUAAGACUAAAUCCUAUCAGGAUUGGCUGUAAAUCUUCUGUCGGCCCUUUUGCUGUAAUUCAGAAAGGCAGCAUUGUGGGAGAUGGAGCUACUGUAGCAGCUUUGCAAGCUUGUGAAGGAGGCAAGAGUAUUAACAAAACUUUCAUGGCUGACAUAAGUAAAAAGGAAAAGGUGGCACAGGUUAUCACAGGCUUCAAAGGCAACUCUACUUCCCAUUUUACUGGCAUUUACAUGGUGGGAUUUCUCAGCAGUCUAUCAGCAGCUAUUACUUACGUAGUUUACAUAUGGCUAUCCCAUAAGACUCCAUCAUUGCAGCAUUUUGGAUUCUUAUGCUUAUGCGGCACAUUUCACUGGCUCCCGUUCACCAUAAUUGCAUAUGCUACUAUGCUUGAGAAUGUUCCUUCAAGUCCAUUCAGCUUUGCACUUCUAGUCUCCAUUGGUCACUUGGCUCAUGGUGUUAUUCUUUGCUUUCUCACUUCUAUUUGUGUUCAUCUUCUUUCAAGAACAAAGAUGAAGAAAAACCAGCAUUUUGUAACUUGGCUUCAGCAUAGGAUCACUGUCUCCUGCCAUCUGAGAUUUGCUAAGUUUCUUUCUGGAACAGAAGCUUUCAGCAUUUAUUUCCGUCUUAUGGGGGCAAAAAUAGGGCAGCAUUGCUCCAUUAGAGCCGUCAAUCCAAUCUCAGAUCCGAAGUUGGUGUCAAUUGGUGAUGGUGUCCAUUUAGGUGACUUUUGUCGAAUUGUCCCAGGUUUUUAUAACUCCACAGGUUUUGUUCAUGGAAAGGUACAGGUACAAGAGAACUCAGUUGUCGGCAGUCAGGGUCUCAUACUGCCAGGUUCCAACCUUCAGAAGGAUGUGUUUCUGGGUGCACUUUCGGUUGCUCCAGUAAAUUCAGUUCUGCAACAGGGUGGAGUUUUUGUGGGAUCUCAAACUCCUGUGAUGGUUAGGAACUCGAUGCUUUUAUUAGAUGAUCGGAUUGAGGAAAUGGAUAGACAAUAUAAGAAGGUACUUGGAAAUCUUGCAGCAAAUUUGGCUGCCACAACCCUUAAAGUGAAUGCUAGAUAUUUCCAUCGUAUUGGUGCUGGCGGAAAGGGAACUUUAAAGCUCUAUGCUGACAUACCAGGAUUCCCAACACAUAAGGUAUUCUAUCCAGGAAAGAGUUACCCAAUUACUCUCCGACACAGCAAUUGCUUAAGUUCUGAUGAUGAUGCCAGACUUGAUCCGCGAGGUGCUGCACUAAGGAUCCUUUCAGAUGAGAGAAAUUCAACUCCAGUGCUUGAUCUGACAUUGAAGACAGGCAAGGCAUUUCAUGCGCGUUCUAUAGGAGACUUUGCAACAUGGUUAGUUUGUGGAGCUGCAGCACGCGAAGAGCAUGUGAAACAUGUUCCACAUAUCCGGGAAGCUAUGUGGGACUCCCUCCGACAAGCAAACUCAUAUACUGAGCUGCAUUACUAUUCAAAUAUAACCAGGAUAUUCAGAUUUGAGGAUGGACAGGAAAUGUAUGCGAAGUUCAAAUUGAGGCCAUUUGACAAGAAGUUCGACGAGGAUUCAGGAAAAGUAGAACCAAGAGGUUUACUUCCUCCGGAAACCGGAGCAAUUCCAAGGGAUGAAAAUGACAAACGGCCCUUAUUGUUCCUCGAAAGAGAUUUUCAACAUCGUGUCAACUCGCCUGACCGUGUCAAGUACAUUCUUCAACUGCAAAUGCGGGCUGUUCCAGAGGAUGAAAUCACACGUGAGACAGCACUUGAUUGCACUAAGCCCUGGGACGAUGAUGAAUUUCCUUAUAUAGAGAUUGGAGAGAUAGUUAUUGAUCAAGUUCUGACAAAAGAAGAAUCAGAAGCCCUCGAAUUUAAUCCAUUCCUCAGAUGUCAUGAAAUAGAUGUGAUUCGAGCCAAGUCAUGCUCCCAAAGCGCGUCAAUGGAUCAUGGGCGCUCAAUUGUUUAUUCCAUUUGCCAGCAUUUGAGGAAUAAAAAACCGCUUCCUGAAUCUUGGAAAAUGUUCCUGGAUCAGUCUGAUGUAAAGCUCGACCUGUCCGGGUGUCCAAUGGCAGGAGCACUGGAGAAAAACAAAGUCAAAAGAGUGACUCUCGCGAGACCAUGGCAUCAGAAUUUGUGGAUGAUGACUGGACAACCAAUUCUACAGAUCGUCGUGCCUUACUUCCUCAUGGCUUUAGUUAUGUUUGAGCCUUUAAACGCGGUACUUUCCAGAAAAGAAAGCAUGAAUAUCAUUCCAGUAUACUGGUUAAUAUCGAUGUUAUGGAUUUCUACAGGCCUUGUUGCUGGAUUAGUAUGCGCAUUGGCCAAAUGGGUUUUAGUUGGAAAGAAAAGAGACGGUGAAAUUGUGAUGAUAUGGAGCAUAGGGGUGUUUAUGGACACGACAUGGCAGGCGAUAAGAACACUGGUAGAUGAUUACUUUAUGCAGAUGGUAGGAGGUUCAGUUUUAUACAACAUCUGGAUGGUACUUAUGGGUUCACAGAUCGACUGGGACGAUGGUGUUUAUGUGGACAGCUGUGGAGCUACGUUGAACCCCGAGAUGGUGGAGAUCAAGAGGAAUGGUAGUGUGGAGAGAGGAGCUCUGCUAUUUGGACACAUAUAUGAAGGUGAACAAGGCAAGGUCAAGUAUGGAAAGAUUUGUGUCAAAGAAGGCGGGUUUGUAGGGAGCAGAGCUGUUGCAAUGCCAGGAGUGACUGUGGAGAAUGAGGCUUGUCUUGCUGCUCUUUCGCUUGCCAUGAAAGGAGAGAACAUCAAGUAAAACUCAUUGAUAGUGUUUGGUAAUUGCUAAUGAAGAGCCUAUCAGUUCAUCUUAUUGAGGGGAAAGUAAACACUGGUUUGUUAUCAGAGGAGGCUGAAACACCUGAUUUAGUUGCUUCAUAAUCUGUUCCCAGGUUUUCCUAUAUGUUCAACGACAAAACUUUAAUCUCAGCUGUAACUUUACGCCUGGUAUUGCGAUUUUAAUGUUAUCAAGAACAAUUGUUUCCCCUGAGCAUAGUUACCUGG
Daucus carota subsp. sativus is the source of this 7207-nucleotide messenger RNA. RefSeq lists its product as uncharacterized. Gene Ontology annotation, biological process: lipid biosynthetic process; response to oxidative stress. The transcript has 8 exons. Lineage: Eukaryota; Viridiplantae; Streptophyta; Magnoliopsida; Apiales; Apiaceae. The record is from RefSeq and is a predicted model, not a curated record. The coding region runs from base 39 to 6962 and encodes 2307 amino acids. Gene Ontology annotation, molecular function: heme binding; catalase activity; phosphopantetheine binding.